UGAAGAAGAAGAAGAAGUUCUAUGCCCUUAGUGGCUCGCGGCCAUCUUUUGCUCGGACGAAGAAGAAGCAGGAGAAGAAAAACCGCGAUGGAGACCACGGUAAGCAAUCUCUACAACCUCUGCACGUGCACUUCAGGGGUAGGCACCUGAGCUGCAAAAAUGCCCUUCUAGUUCUGGGAAUCAGCUACAUCAUCAUCUCGGCGUUCCUCGGCAUUGGAUGGCUCAUCAAGGAGCGGCUGCAAAACAAUAUCCGAGACAAAUCGCUAAGAGCUAACGGAAAUCUUUGUGUUACCUUAGCACAGGUGACGAAGUCUUCCUUCGUGAAUGGCACCGAUUCUAGGAAGAAGAAACGGUGCGACACGGAGGACUGCCAGUACUUCCGUUGGCUUAUUGACACAUCCAUCGACGACGCUAAAGAUCCUUGCCAGAACUUCCACGCUUUCGUAUGUACCGGGAUAGAGAAGAAGCACCCCGAAAUGUUCGCAAAGACCAACGGCGGAAUUGUUCACAUAGCAACCAAGAACGUGACGUACAAAUACCUCGCAACGACGAAAGUGCCGUUGAAGAACCAAGCGGCGUUUCAAAAGGCCGCUGCAGUCUUUCAAGGUUGCUUGAAGGUCAACGAAGACCGCGACAAGAAUAAGAAAGAGAUAUCGCACUUUUUAAGUUACUAUGGUCUAUCAUUCUCGGAUGAACCCAGUUUCGACCCACUCGACAUUAUGAUCCGAUUCGUGGCGACAGUCGACAUCCCAAUACUGUUCAGCGUGCGCCCGGGAGGAACUGGACGGCACUCACGAUUUGUUAUCACAAUGAGCGUAACUCCGGAAUUUACCUCGCAAAAUUCUGAGGAAAUACGACGAAUUAUAGAAGGCCACUCUAAGAAUUUCGUUUCGCGAAUACUAUCGACAGUCUUAUCCGUGGAAGACGGUGCCGCUCUGGCUAGUGUCAUCGUGGAGGCGGAUUUGAAAGUGAUCAACGCGACAAGGAUAAAAAACACCGGCUAUGAGACUCGAAUCACGACACCUCUUUCACAUUUUGGGUUCUUGGAGAACAACAGUGUGUUCGGCUACAGAUGGACCAAUACCCUGGCACGUCACACAAAUAAUCACCUUCCUGGACACUUCAUAGUAUCUAUUAGGGUAUCUGAUAUGAAGCUGUUUCAUCAUUUGUUCGAUAGUCACAAUGGAUUUUCCAAGAACGACCUAAAGGUAUUCAUGACAUGGAGGACAAUCCUUUAUCUUCUCAAGAGUUCGGGUCUGGAGAUGUUUUCGAACGAGCGAUGCUUCGAUAUUGUGUCAUCUGUGUUUCCAAGGGCUGCUGUUUCUCCGAUACUUUCUCAAGCCGUCGAUGAGUUCAGGAUUGAUGCCGUGAAGAAAAUAACCGAAAUCAUCAUCACCGAAAUCAAGAAUUUCUUCACAUCGUCUCCUUGGCUGGACGACCAAUCUCUCAAAGCUUCACUGGAAACGCUUUCAUUAAUAAGUACACGAGUCGGAUACAACACAACAGCAACGGCCGAUAUAUUGACGAACAUCUACCCGGAUUUCACCGGUCUCUACGUAGCAGAUUUUGUCAAAAUCAGGAAAAUGAUGGCAGAACGCAGAUGGCAGGUCCUUUAUGAUGAACUGAUGCUAAGCAGUGAUCCAAUCGUCACGCCUUUUCAGGAAGGUAACACUGUGUCCGAAGCGGAGGAAAACGUUGUCUCCGUUCCGCCAGGCGGCAUGAUUAGACCGCUCUUCACGUACGGUGCGCCCCCUGAAGUGAACUUCGCAACACUUGGAAGACACCUUGCGCACGAGAUUAUGCGAGGAUUUGAAAGUCUCUCAAAUCGAACUCGCUUGUGGACGAACAAGAGUAACGCUGCAUACCAAGAUCGCAUGGCCUGUUUCAAUGAAGCCAUGACAAAGCGAAGACUACACUGGGUGGACAACAACGAACUACUUCUGGACGUCCUGGGGCAAAGAUCUGUCCUCAAUGCGUUCGAGAAGGUAUCUCAGGGCUUCCCUACCCAAUUGGGAACUUCGAAGCUUCUAACGAAGGACCAACUCUACUACGUGUCUUGGUGCGUGCUCUGGUGCGGUCAGAAGGUACCAGGUCCGGUCCUGCAAGAGAGGUGCAAUGUUCCUCUCAUGCAGUCGUUUCACUUUAGCGAGGCAUUUCGAUGCUCUACUGGGGCUCCCAUGAAUCCACAGAAAAAAUGUCUAUUUUGGUAGAGCUAUAUAUGCUGACAAUAAAAGUACUUUUUCUUCAA
Molecule: messenger RNA, 2248 nt
Organism: Ornithodoros turicata
Lineage: Eukaryota; Metazoa; Arthropoda; Arachnida; Ixodida; Argasidae
Product: neprilysin-2-like
Exons: 2
Coding region: 477-2210 (577 amino acids)
Biological process (GO): protein processing
Cellular component (GO): plasma membrane
Molecular function (GO): metalloendopeptidase activity
Source: RefSeq, a predicted model, not a curated record